Molecule: messenger RNA, 2579 nt
Organism: Schistosoma turkestanicum
Lineage: Eukaryota; Metazoa; Platyhelminthes; Trematoda; Strigeidida; Schistosomatidae
Source: the annotation of a GenBank genome assembly
UGGAUAUUGAAUAUAUAUCCCUAAAAGCGGCACGUUUUCAAUUUUCUAUAAUGAGUUCAUGUGCACAAACAACUAAGGAGGUUUUGAGAAGCUUCAGCAGGAAAAAGACUAUUGAAAGCAGUGGAUCGCCAAAGCAAGAGUUACGAAGAUGUCUUACUGUUUUUGAUCUUACUGCUUUAGGUGUUGGCACGACUUUGGGUGCCGGAGUGUAUAUUCUUGUUGGCGACGUUGCUAAGUAUACAGCUGGUCCUGCAGUUAUACUAUCGUUUUUAAUUGCAGCAGUAGCUUCUGUUCUGUCAGGACUAUGCUAUGCCGAGUUUGGAGCCCGUGUGCCACAAAGUGGAUCAGCUUAUGUAUACAGCUAUAUAGCUGUUGGAGAACUGAUGGCAUUUACAAUUGGUUGGAAUUUAAUACUAGAAUAUGUGAUCGGCAUUGCAAGUGUUGGACGAGCUUGGAGUUCCAAUCUCGAUGGUUUUUUCAACGGCCAGUUAGAAGAAUCUUUUAAAAAACAUUUAGCAAUGAAGUUUGCGUGUUUCGCUGAGUAUACAGAUCCUAUUGCUGUUGGGAUAAUUAUUUUAAUGACAAUCCUUCUUAGCAUUGGUGUACGUGAAUCUACAAUGAUUAACAAUGUGUUUACAGCAAUCAAUUUGUGUGUCAUCCUAUUUGUAGUUGUAACUGGCUUGGUUUAUGCAAAUAUUAAUAACUGGAAAGUUAAUCCAGAUAAUGUUUUUACUAAUAGUACUGUAAACGUUACAAAUGUAGGAAGUGGUGGAUUUUUUCCUUUUGGUUUUAAUGGUGUACUUUCUGGGGCUGGAACGUGUUUUUUUGCAUUUGUCGGAUUCGAUAUUAUUGCAACCACAGGCGAGGAAGUGCGCAAUCCACAAACAGCGAUUCCUAUCAGUAUUAUUGGGUGCCUGUUAAUAUGCUUUGUGGCAUAUGGUCUUAUAUCUGCUACACUUACAUUAAUGGUACCAUAUUAUGCUAUCUCUUCUGUUGCUGCCUUACCACUUGCAGUUAGUCGCCAUGGUUUGCAAUGGGCAAAAUACAUUAUUUCCACUGGAGCUUUAUGUGCUCUAACUACUAGCCUUUUAGGUUCAAUGUUCCCAUUGCCACGUAUUCUCUAUGCUAUGGCAACUGAUGGGUUAUUGUUUAGUUUUUUAAGUCGAAUAAAUUCAAAAGUUAAAACUCCACUUUUCGGUACAAUUGUAGCAGGUGUUAUUGGAUGUGUAAUGGCUGCAUUAUUCAGCUUAAAAGAUCUAGUUGAUAUGAUGUCAAUCGGUACACUUCUUGCUUAUACUCUGGUAUCUGUCUCUGUGCUUCUUUUGAGGGGACAACGAAUGUCAGUUGGAUUUUGUUUUGACCACAGUGAAGAUGAUACGAAAGUACUGACACAUGAAGAAAGUCGGCCAGUUGAUAUUUCAUUAUCUAAUAUGAAAUUAGAUACAAUGAAAUCUCCGAAUAAAAUAUCAGGCUGUAGUAAAAAAGAACUAUCGAAUGAUUUUAAUAAAUACUGUAACCAAACUAAACCGUAUGUAUCACCUAGCAGCAAAGAAAAUCCAAGUUUAUCAAAUACUUUGGGGCAAACAGGUACUUCAUCAGCUACUAAUAAUAUUAGUCUCAACAUGUCAAAUUAUUUUCGACAUUGUUUCAAACCUGAACCCAAUCUAAACAAACCGUCCAAAACCACCGAAUCAAUCUACAAAAUCAACACUUACUUAUUACUUUGUGUCAUUUCUCUCUGUAAUCUGGGAAUAUUAGUGUUCGAUAAGCUACCUAAAGGGGCAACAGGAAACUUACUAGUCACAAUCCCAUUAUGGAUGUUCGUUGCAAUAACGAUAGUGAUGAGUGUUAUCAUUUGUUUAUCACUAGCUAGACAACCAGAAAAUCAAGCGAUUGUUGCAUUCAAGGUACCUGGGGUUCCAUGGCUUCCAGCUGUUAGUAUAUUUAUCAACAUAUAUCUAAUGAUGAAAUUAUCCAGUGCUACAUGGGUUAGAUUUGUAAUAUGGAUGAUUAUCGGUUUCACAAUCUAUUUUAGUUAUGGAUAUUGGCAUAGUAAGGAGAGAAAAAGAACUACGUAAUAUUUUAUUUAUAAAACAACUCAAAAGAAAACGAUCUUUUUAAAACAUGGCGAAAUUCGAUCAAUGCGCAAAAAUAAAAUAAAGAUUAUUUUACGCAUUAUUUGAUUACUUUGCUUAUUGCUACUACUUUUCUAAUACCUGUGAAUGGUGUUUUUGUUUUGAUAAUUGAAUUAUUUUCAUUAAUUUUACACCUCUUUUUUUUAAAAAAAAACAACUCAUCAAAACACUCUAUGAAAGAGUUGUUUUCAUUUAAAAUUCAGGAAACCGAUUUGUGUAAAGAUCAAUCUGUAAAUUACUUCCUUAUGAAAACAAAUAGCUUCUGUCAAUUAUAUAAUUUCUUCUUUCAUAAUUACUAUACUAAUUCAUGAUAAAGAAAGCGAUAUAAGUCAAUGGAUAAUUUAACUAAUGAUUAGUUAAACAGCCAUUUCGAUAGUCCUUAUUUCAUCAUAUCAAGUAAUAUCAAAUAAAUCUGUAAUGAAAUAUAUAAAUUUCUGUAAUCGC